GAGGGCAAGUCCGUGCCUGUUUCUCAAGAAUCUCGGAGCCAACAUGGCGGCCGGACCGAUUCAGUUUCCCUCACCGUUUUAUAUGAACACAACUGAAGCACUAGGAGGGUAACAACAUCAGCGUCACAUGAUUCAUAAAGCCAGGCUGCCCUGUUCCAAUAUGGUGGUCAGCUUGGCGGAGCUGCGUCUCCCGUUGAUCAUUUCGUUCCUGUGCGGGUUCGGAACCUGCAGCCUUCAAGAAACGCAGGUUUACGGGCUGCGCCUGGAGGACGUUACCGAUCGGGUGUACAUGCGCGAACGGGUCGUCGUAGCUCCGCACGGGACCACUUUUAAGCUCAGAUUGUUUGGGUCCUACCUGUCCAAUGAGACCUGGCCGUGGGUCGCGUUCGCCCCGGCCGGAGGCGGUUCGGAUGACCCGUGCGUGUUUGAGGAACGCCGCAAUACCUCCGCGUUCCGGGUACGCGGAGCGUUCGAGUCAGAUGACGAAAACAGCGGGAUUAUAACAGUGCAAACGGAGCCUGCAGCAUCCGAACCGGAGAAUAAAGAUGCAGCGCCUGUGCUCCAUCAUAUGUGCGUCUUAAAGGGCCAGACAUGGGGUGCUUUCAAAACAGACAAGUUUGUUAUCAAGAACCCGGCUGUGCCGUCAGAUUACAUUCCAUUAUGGGGUCUGAUUUUGGUGGUCGUGGUUCUGGUUUUGAUUUGCAGUGUGGUCAGGUGUGUAAAUCUGAGUUUGCUGUGGCUGGACCCACUGGAGCUGUAUGUUCUGCACAGCUGCGGUUCGGAGGAUGAAAAGCGGGCGGCCAAGCGCCUCAAGCCCAUCCGGAGGAGAGGAAACGUUCUGGUUUGUUCGCUCCUGUUCAUUUGCGCUUUGGGUCACUCUGUGCUCGGCGUGCUUUUGUACCGCCUCUAUGGCUCCAUCCUGCCCGCCGUGUUCACUAGUGGCUUCCUCAUAUUCCUCCUGGCUGAGUUGGUCCCUCAUAUUGUUUGUUCGGGUUACGGCUUCCAGAUGGCACCGGGUUUGAUAUGGCUGGCCCAGAUCUGUCUCAUCCUGACGUGUCCGCUUUCUUGUCCUCUCGGCCUCCUGCUGGACCUGAUCCUGCACCGGGACGUGAGCACCGUGGGUGUCCGUGAGAAAACCAUGGAAAUGAUUCGGACUAGUGUGAACGAUCCGUAUAAUGAGUUCGUCAAGGUGGAGUUCAGUAAAGGCGCUCUCAGGACCAAAACCGUGGAGGACAUCUUGACCCCGCUGAAAGAUUGCUUCAUGCUGCCCUCCACGGCCGUGCUGGACUUCAACACCAUGUCUGAGAUCAUGCAGAGCGGAUACACUCGCGUACCGGUGUACGAAGAGGAGAGGUCUAACAUUGUAGAAAUCUUGUACGUCAAAGACCUGGCGCUGGUUGAUCCGGAGGACCGCACUCCCAUGACCACCAUCACAAAGUUCUACAACCAUCCUCUGCAUUUUGUGUUUAAUGACACCAAGCUGGAUGCAAUGCUGGAAGAAUUCAAAAAAGGAAACUCACACCUGGCCAUCGUUCAGAAGGUGAAUAACGAGGGCGAAGGAGAUCCGUUCUACGAGGUUCUGGGUCUGGUCACGCUGGAGGACGUCAUUGAGGAGAUCAUCAAAUCGGAGAUCCUGGACGAGUCUGAUGGCUACAUGGACAUGAAGGUGAAGCGUCCAAUGGCCCCGCUGGAGAUCCCCCUGGAGCCGCGCAGCGUUCAUGACGAGUUCUCCAUCUUCAAACCUCCAGAGGGCGAACCGAAGAUCCGCACCUCUCCUCAACUAUUGCUGGCCACCCACCGAUUCCUCUCCCGAGAGGUGGAACAUUUCAGCCCGCAGCGCGUGUCAGAGAGAGUCCUGUUUCAUCUGCUGCGGCACCCGAGCGUCAAUCAAGAAGUGAAGUUUGACCCCGCAAACCGGCUUAGUCCUGAUCACUACCUGUACACGCGGAACCACCCUGUGGAUUACUUCAUUCUGCUGCUGCAGGGCCGUGUGGAGGUGGAGAUCGGGAAAGAGGGUUUGAAGUUUGAGAAUGGUGCGUUCACCUACUACGGUGUUUCGGCGCUCACAGCUCCCUCCUCAGUCCAUCAGUCUCCGGUGUCCACGCAACGCCAGUCACCCAGAGACCCCUUUGAUCUGGGAGAAGCCACCAGCCCGUCCAGCUACUGUCCCGACUACACAGUACGAGCCCUCACAGACCUGCAGUUCAUCAAGGUGACCCGGCUGCAGUACCUCAACGCCGUGAUGGCGUCACGGGUGGCCCAGAGCCCCGACCCGCCUGAAAUUAAGAUCCUGCCCAACAGUCAAACCAAACUCCUGAACGAGAAAAACACUACUCAAGACUUUCAGCUCCACUUUUCAUUCUUUGACGCCAUUGACAACUACUGUUAGUGUGCUUUGCAUGAGACAGGAUAUAAAUGUCCAGGUGCGAGCAAGAGCCAGGAAUCCAGUCCAGACGAGGAGCUUCACAGCCAGAGAGGAGCGUUUUGACCUUCUAUCUAACCUUCCUGCAGAACUCACAAGGAUUUUAUUAUGACAACUAAUUUGUUUUUGUCGUCUUAAAUGAAUCUUUUACUCCUGGAAUGCAACGAUUGAGCCAGAUGGAGGACUGUUGAGAAAAACAAAAGACGUGCGUGUCUGGUCAGACGGGAUCCGUUCUCACUGUUCUGCUUACUCAGCUGUUCCCUCUGAUGUCGCUUCCUCUGUGCUCUGUUUGAGUUCACUUAUUUCCUUAAAGUGUAUGCGUGUGCGUAUGUGCUACUAAAUUAAAUGGUGUGCCAAGAUCUUACUAUCCUUGUCGUAUCACAUAAGCAGUAUUACAGCCCUGAAUUGUCAAGCCCCUAAUGUGCCAAAAUGGGUUCAGAACGACAGAAAAUAGCCAUUUACUCACCCUAAUGCCAAUGUUGUCUUUUCCCAAAUCUUUUUAACUUAAUAGUGACUCGAUACAUAUUUGAACUGUCAUUCUCAAGAAACAAUGGCCUAAAUGCUUUUUGAACACAAAUAAGAUUUCAGACCUUUGGGGGAAGCACUAUUAAAAAUAAAGGUUCUUUAUUAGCAUCAAUGGUUCCAUGAAGAACCUUCAACAUCCAUGGAACCAAAAAUGUUCAACUGUUCACUUAAAAGUGCUUUGGGGAACCAAAAUGGUUCUUCUAUGGAAUCAUUGCGAAAACCCUCUUUUGGAACCUUUAUUUUCAAGGGAUCCCAGCGUAUUAAGACUUGUAUGGCUUAAUAUAACGUAAACUAUGUCUCUUAUUAAAAUAUGUAGUGGAAAACCCAUGACAUUAUUUUGAAAAUCCACAUCGUUUUAUACAUAUUUUGUUCUGUUGGGGUGCCAUUAUUUCGAUUAAAGUUACUUGAAAUGGUUGCGCUUGGUGAGCUGUUGCCGCUAACUGUUGCUACUUUCAGGUGCAGAUUUGUCAUUGUAUGUCUGAAUUGUAACAACUACCUUUUUAAUGGCGAAACAUCGAAAUUUGUCAGGCCACCACGGACACGCCCUUCAAUGAAAACUCAAGAUUUCGCAAUUUAACGUCACAAAAGGCUUUAGAUUAGACUGACCAAAUUUGGCGUUGAUCUGUUUAAAUCUCUCUGAGGAGUUUAAAUACAACACCUGAAAAUGGCGAAAACGGCACAAAACUUGCUGAGAAAACUCAAAAUAUCAGACUUCCUGUUGGGUUUUGGACUUUGUACCAAGAGACUUUUUUGUAGGUGUUUCGUACAUGUAUGUGAAACUUAGCUCGAGAGGCACUUCGUUGAAAUUUUAUAGGUGGCGCUAUUGAGCCAUUUUGCCACACGCACUUCUGAACCCCAUAUCAAAUGCAAAAUUUGACCACUUUUGGCAUUUUCGAGCAUGUUUAGACCCUCAAGAAUGCAAUUCAUUUCGUAGAAGAAGAAUCUGAGCAAUUCCAAUACGCAACUCGGAAGAUAAAAUACUGAUACGAUGCCACAUUAGCGAUAAGAAGAGGAGAAAUGGUCGAAUAAAGCUUUCUAAACACCCACGUCUUUGUUCUCUCCACUUUAACCCUGAUGCCUUUGAGGCUUUUAGUUGACCACAGCUACUGAAAGAGCUUACGGACGGCAGAUACAAACGCUAGAUCCCAUCCUGACCGGAUGUAAACAUGUCGAUGCUUGUCAGGCCGCCACAGCCACUGAAGGAGUUUCUCAGCGUGGACUUCACUGGAUAUCCGGGGGCGUUAAGACUCACUAGGUGGAAAAAUAAAUGGUAUGGCAUUUGGUUUAAACCUACACCUAUAUCUGUCACCGCCUGUGAGUUCUUUCAGUAGCUGUGGUCAUUGAAUCAGUAUGAUAUUUUCCGAGUUGUGUUGCCGUAAAAAUAGUAACAGGCAACGGCAGUAACUCACUGAGCGCAACCAUUUUACAUUAUUGAAACAAUGGUGCCCCCAAUGUCCAAAAAAUGGAUAAAAACAAUAUGAAGGUUUAAAAUAACGUAGAUAUUUCAUGCGUUUUUCUACUACAUAUUUCAGUAAGAGAUCAUUUAUGUUAUAUUAAGCUACACGAGUUUUAACAGUGUGGAAACUUUUCAUUCCAUGAAAAGUUGUUUACAUUUAUUAAUAAUGGUUUGUUUAAAAACUCACUAAAGAUUCUUUUUAGAACCAGAAUGGUCCUUUUACUUAUAAAGGUUCCAAAAGGUGCCUUUUAGCAGUGAUGCCAACUGUAGAACCAUUUUUGGUGUCCUAAAUGUUCUUAAAAGAACCGUUAUUUUAUUGGUGUAAAGAACACAGAAUUUGAAGAACCUUUAUCCAUUAUCAAGAACUUUUUGUGGAAUGGAAAGGUUCCAUUAAUGGUUCUACAUGGAGAAAAAACAAAACAAAAAAAAACGAUAUUUUAAAAGUGUAUUGCUCUUCCUGUGAAAACCCCAUUUUGCAACGUUUAUUUUUUAGAGCAGAGGUAAAGAUUCUUCUGAAGACAGGUUUGACUAGUUUGGUGAGGUUUGGUCCUUAGGCAAAAUAUUCCCUUUAUGUCCCAAUAUGUAUUUGCACCCAAUGAAAGUUUAUCCAGAGGAAUUCGCAAGAAGUGUAAAACUGGAUUUUUUUUUCCAUAUAAAAGCUUUUCCUUAAUAUAUUUCCCACCAACUUUUCAGAUUGUUAGAACAUAAAUUCCAGAGUGGUGCUACAACAACUAAGCAAUCCUGACCCAGUUUUUCACUGCAUGUUUACGUCCGGCUGCCUUUUAAUUCUGCAUCUCAAAACAUUUGCAUAUUAGGUAACUAAAUGCCUUGCAUGACUGUAGCGGAUGUAGCUGAUGGUAUAAACAAAGAAAAUAUCCAAACUUUCUCAUACUGGAGUAACCUGACCACUCCUUUGGAUUAACAUGAAAUUAGAUCUCAGCAAUACUGAAAUUCCCAAUGUUCCUGAGGUUGUAUCAUAUUUUGAAACAUAGAAAUGUUGUGUAGAUAGGUAAAUAACCUAAAACCUAUUUCUUAGUGAGUCUAGAAGCUUUUCUGGCAUUCCAUGGUGUUCUGUUAUAAUAAAUCCGCUAUCCGUUCCAUCCGCUUGUCCUAAAAAAAAAAUGCUUGGUUUAAACAUGCUUAGUAGCUUAUUUUAAGUUUAUAUGACAUUCCAGCCUACACUACCAUUCAAAUGUUUGGAAUAAUUGUUGUUUUUGUUUUUAAACAAGUUUCUUAUGCUCACCAAGGAUGUUUAUUUGAUCAAAAAUGCAGUAAAAAAUGUUAAAAAACUUUCUAUUUAAAUAUAUUUUACAAUUUAAUUUAUUCCUGUGAUGCAAUGCUGUAAUUUCUGCAUCUUUACUCCAGUCUUCAGUGUCUUUAGACAGUUCAAAAUCAAAAUUUGUUUGAAAUAGAAAAAUUAAAUGUCUUUACUGUCACUUUUGAUUAUUUUAGUGCAUUCUUUUUAAAUAAAAGUAUCAGUUCCUUUAAAAUAAAAAUAUGACCCCAAACUUUUGAACGGUAGUGUGUUAUUUGGGUUUUGAUGUGCAAAGGAAGAGUGAUUUGAGUAAAUGUCGGAACUUUAUGUAUAUGAAA
Messenger RNA from Labeo rohita (rohu), 5996 nucleotides. Its product is annotated as metal transporter CNNM3. The coding region runs from base 128 to 2389 and encodes 753 amino acids. Gene Ontology annotation, biological process: magnesium ion homeostasis; transport. The transcript has 10 exons. Gene Ontology annotation, cellular component: plasma membrane. Gene Ontology annotation, molecular function: transmembrane transporter activity. NCBI's taxonomy places the organism in Eukaryota, Metazoa, Chordata, Actinopteri, Cypriniformes, Cyprinidae. The record is from RefSeq and is a predicted model, not a curated record.